Hemiscyllium ocellatum (epaulette shark) is the source of this 1604-nucleotide messenger RNA. It is a transcript of the gene dohh, whose product is annotated as deoxyhypusine hydroxylase/monooxygenase. Bases 69 to 992 code for a protein of 307 amino acids. The record is from RefSeq and is a predicted model, not a curated record. Gene Ontology annotation, biological process: peptidyl-hypusine biosynthetic process. The transcript is spliced from 4 exons. Gene Ontology annotation, molecular function: deoxyhypusine monooxygenase activity. NCBI's taxonomy places the organism in Eukaryota, Metazoa, Chordata, Chondrichthyes, Orectolobiformes, Hemiscylliidae.
AUUUGGAGUCACGUGGUGGCUGGUGUCGGUCAUCCGGGUGUGAAAGGAGUCGCGGCGCCCGGUUCACAAUGUGGGACGACAAGGCGGUGGAGGCGAUCGGGCGGAUCUUGGUGGAUGUGUCGAGGCCGCUGAAGGAGCGUUUCCGUGCGCUUUUCACCCUCCGGAACCUGGGCGGCCCGCUGGCUAUCGAGUGGAUCUCCAGGGGCUUCGGGGACGAGUCGGCGCUGCUGAAGCACGAGUUGGCCUACUGCCUGGGCCAGAUGCAGGACCAGCGGGCUAUCCCCAUCCUGACCCGGGUACUACAGGACCACAGCCAGGAGCCGAUGGUCAGACACGAAGCAGGUGAAGCACUGGGAGCUAUUGGAAAACCAGAGGUCCUUGAAACAUUGAGGUAUUACUCACAUGAUCCAAUAAUAGAAGUUGCUGAAACUUGCCAGCUGGCAGUUAAACGAAUUGAAUGGCUUCAGAACAAUAAAGACCAGAAUGAAAGCCAAUACUGUUCAAUUGAUCCUGCUCCCCCAGCUCUGGAGAAAGAUCCUAAGAAAUUAAGAGAAGCUCUCCUAGAUGAAUCCUUGCCCUUGUUUGACAGAUACAGAGCAAUGUUUGCCCUGCGGAAUAUUGGAAGUAAAGAAGCAGUCUUGGCAUUAGGAGAUGGUUUGCAGUGUGAAAGUGCCUUGUUUCGUCACGAAAUUGGCUAUGUCUUUGGCCAAAUGCAGCAUGAUGCCAGUAUUCCACAACUUAUAACUGCAUUGAAAAAACUGGAUGAAAAUCCCAUGGUCCGUCAUGAGUGCGCAGAAGCUUUAGGAUCGAUUGCCAAAGAACCAUGUGUGGAAAUAUUGAAAGAAUAUCUACAUGAUGAAGAACGUGUUGUGAAGGAGAGUUGUGAGGUAGCACUGGACAUGCUUGAAUACGAAAAUAGUCCAGAGUUUCAGUAUGCAGAUACAUUGAUUAAAUUGCAAAAAACGGAGUCCGGGAAUAGAACAUUGCCUUAAUGGAGUUUCUUGAACUGUUGAAAGAUUGUCAAAACUUGAUGUUGAGUGCACUAAUCACAGAUGUUAUUUUCUUCUGUGCUGAAGUUGUGCAUUUUCUGAUGCCACUUUCCCCUAUGUUGUUUAAUUCCAAGUAAUGUAGAAUAUGUAAUGAGAUACAUCAUGCUUUAUUUAUUUUGUACAUAUGACAAAUUAAUAUUUAACAAAAUGCUUGAUUCAAGUUUAGUCUUCUAAAACAUCACUUUGGAUUUCAUUUAAGUAUUAUUACCUGCUAGCUUCAGGCUAUUUAGGAUGUCAAAUCUUAUCACACCAGCAAUAUUGUGUAAAUUAGUAAGUGAACACCAGAUUUGUCAUGACUUGGUAAGAGCAUGAUCCCUCCAUCAGUUUAAAAAUUUUUUUAAAAAUGAUUUAAAAUCUUUAGUGCUGGAAAUAUUCAAGUUGGGACGGCAUUCACUGAUUAUUUUUAAGAUUUCUGCUUCUUUCACAUUUCAAACAUUUAUGGUAUUUUUGUUUUGGUUUAAACUUAGUUAAUCCAGUUGAUUAGGGAAGUACUAUAAGUUACAUGAUUUUGACGAUUAAAUAUUGUAUGGCUGGGUUUGUCGAAUAUAAACUUGU